CACUUCCUGUUUUCGAAUUGUUUUGCCGGGAGUUUCUUGCCUGCAUCGGCGUCUUAACUAUACUGUUUCUUUCUUUUUUUAAAUCAAUAAUAUCGCGCUAUCGUUUUCAUCUGUUGUAUUUUUCACGUUCUCUUCUACCGUAUUUUCAUUUUUUUUUCUCUCGAAGUGCGCUUUUGUAUUUUGUCAAGACAGCGAGCGGAGGCCAUUCACACCGGAUCCACGCCGUCUACAAUAAUAUCAACAAAUCUUCGACUAAGGUGCGUUAAACAACAUGUCUAACAUUCAGCUUGUUCAGUGUGUUGAGUGCAGGAUGUUUAGUCACUCUUCCUCCGUCGUUAGUAAUAGCUUUAUUUGUGAUAAAUGCAUGUUAGUUAGCUCUCUGACGGAGAAGAUUGCUGCAUUAGAGGUGCGCAUCCAGUCUCUAGAGAGAGUUAGUGAGAGCGAGAGCAGCGUAGUUUCUGUAGGGGAAAGUCUGGAUGCCUUAGGCGGAGUUAGUAAUCCCCCAACUCCGGCAUUAGAGCCCUCACAGCGGGGCGAAUGGGUGACGACUCGGCGGCAUAAUCGCAAAGCCAAAGCUAACGCUAAGGCUCGCCCACAGGAGCACCACUCCUCUCCGCUUCACGUGUCCAACAGGUUUGCUCUCCUCAGUGAAGCACCCGCUGAGAAACCUGAAAGAGCUCUGGUUAUAGGUGACUCUAUCUUGCGGCACGUGAAAUUAGCUAGGCCUUUAGGGGCACCAGCAGCUUUAGUUAGGUGUAUACCGGGAGCCAGGGCGCCGGACAUAGCAGGUAAUCUUAGGGUCUUAGGCAAGCACAGGUUCUCAAAGAUAGUUAUUCAUGUAGGAGCUAAUGAUAUACGCCUUCAUCAGUCUGAGGUUACUAAGAUUAACUUGGUAGAGGUGUGUAAAUUAGCGAAGGCGAUGUCCGAUGCUGUAGUAUGCUCUGGCCCCAUCCCAAUGCGGCAUGGCGAUGUAGCUUACAGCAGGUUAUGGUCGCUGAACUGCUGGAUGUCCAGGUGGUGCUCCGAAAACAAUGUGGGCUUUAUAGAUAAUUGGACUAACUUUGAGGGCAAGGCUGGCCUGUUAGGGCGGGACGGUGUCCAUCCCACUCGGGAAGGUGCUGCUCUCAUUUCUUGCAGCAUAGCACAUAGUCUCAGAACAGGCCUAGUUAAUCGGUGACAAUCCAGGGCCAAGGCCAGGGAGCAGACAAGCAGGCUAAACCGACCGUCUGCUAGCUGCACUGAGUCGUCACUUAGGUUCCACCGUAUUGAGACUGUGUCUGUUCCCCGAGCUAAACAAAAUUAUAGACAUACUCAGACAGUUUGUUUUAGUAAUCUAAUUAACAUAAAAUUAAACCAUACCGAAUGCAUAGCCAGCACCGUUGAUCUGAAGCUAGGACUGUUGAAUAUUAGAUCUCUUACGUCUAAAGCGCUUAUUGUUAAUGAAACCAUUACUGAUCAGGAGUUUGAUGUACUGUGUUUAACAGAAACGUGGAUUAAACCAAACGAGUUUGUAGCAUUAAAUGAAGCUAGUCCUCCCGGGUACAGUUACAUACAUCAGCCCCGUCUAACUGGCAAAGGAGGAGGCGUCGCAGUCAUUUAUAAUGAUAAUCUAGCCGUCACACAAAAACCUAGUCAUAAAUUCAACGCAUUUGAAGUUCUUUAUUCUAACAUAACAUACGUAGCCACUAAAAAUAAGUCUACCCAGGUGAUUCCAGUAAUUAUUAUUUACAGACCCCCAGGGCCAUAUUCUGAAUUCCUGUGUGAAUUUGCGGAUUUCAUCUCUAACCUGGUUGUUUCUUUAGACAAGGCAUUAAUUGUUGGAGACUUUAAUAUUCAUUUUGAUAAUCCAGAUGACCCUCUGAGAACAGCAGUUGUGUCCAUUCUAGAUUCUGUAGGGGUUAAUCAGAAUGUAAUAGGACCCACCCAUAGUGGUGGUCACACUCUUGAUUUAAUACUAACAUUCGGAUUAAAUAUAGAAAAUAUAGUCUCAUGUCCACAGUCUGAAGCUAUCUCAGAUCAUUACCUCAUCUCAUUUAAAAUGUGUAUUAAUCAUAGUAUAUGCACCUUGCCACGUCACCAUGUCAAACGUACGUUCACGUCAACAACUGCACAAAGUUUUAUCAGUAAUCUCCCAGAUUUAUCAACCAUGAUUGGAUCACCGUCUGAUCCCGAACAACUUGACCAGGCAACUGAAUGUUUAGAAUCAACGUUCUGCAACUCGCUAGAUAAGGUAGCUCCACUUAAAAGAAAAAUAAUUAGGGAGAAAAAGCUAGCACCCUGGUAUAGCGAUCACACACGAACUUUAAAACAGACCACUCGAAAACUAGAACGUAAAUGGCGUCAAACUAACUUGGUAGUAUUUCAAAUAGCAUGGAAGGAGAGCCUAUUGAGCUAUAAGAAAGCUCUUAGUGCUGCUAGAUCAAUGUAUCUCUCCACCCUAAUUGAAGAUAACAGAAAUAAUCCUAGAUUCUUAUUUAAUACUGUAGCAAAAUUAACUAGGAAUAAGACCACAAUAGAAACACGCACACAAUCAUUAUAUAGCAGCGAUGACUUCAUGAAUUUUUUCAAUGGUAAAAUUGAAAAUAUCAGGCUAGAAAUUCAGACUAUUAAUUUAAAACCGGACAGUUCUAUAACUAACCCUGUAGAUGAUAAUAUGAUAAUAUUAGAUAAACAACUACAACGCUUUAGUCCCCUUGAAGAGACUGAACUAAUUUCACUAAUUUCAUCAUCAAAAUCAUCAACCUGUAUGCUAGAUCCUUUACCUACUUGUUUCCUCAAACAGAUAAUUCCUGAAACAAUCAAACCUCUUUUAAAGAUAAUCAGUUCUUCCCUUAGCAUUGGCUAUGUACCUAAAUCUUUUAAAUUAGCAGUUAUCAAGCCCCUGAUUAAAAAACCUGACCUCAAUCCCUGUCAACUGUCCAACUACAGGCCAAUAUCAAACCUCCCCUUUAUUUCCAAGGUCCUUGAAAAGGUUGUAGCACAGCAGCUAUGCUCAUACUUACAUAGGAAUAACAUUCAUGAAAUGUAUCAGUCAGGAUUUAGGCCUCAUCAUAGCACAGAGACAGCACUGGUAAAAGUUGUAAAUGACUUACUACUGGCCUCUGAUCAGGGUUGUGUCUCCUUGCUGGUGCUGCUUGACCUUAGUGCAGCUUUUGAUACCAUUGAUCAUGCUAUUCUCCUCAAUAGACUAGAAAAUGUAGUAGGCAUUAAGGGAACAGCCCUUUCCUGGCUCAGGUCUUAUUUGACUGAUCGUUAUCAGUUUGUAAACGUAAAUGGUGACUUCUCUUCUCAUGCUAAGGUAAAGUUUGGUGUUCCGCAAGGCUCUGUUUUAGGCCCACUGCUCUUUUCUUUAUAUAUGCUACCUCUGGGCAAAAUUAUUCGUAAGCAUGGUAUUAGCUUCCACUGUUACGCUGAUGACACACAGUUGUAUGUUUCAGCAAAGCCAGAUGACAGACACCAGCUUAAUAAAGUUGAGGAAUGUGUAAAAGACAUUAGAAACUGGAUGCUUAUUAACUUUCUCUUACUUAAUUCUGACAAGACAGAAGUACUUGUACUAGGACCACAUGCAGCUAGAAGUAAGCUUUCUGAUUACAUAAUAACUCUGGAUGACCUUUCCGUUUCAUCAUGUGCAGCAGUAAAAGACCUUGGUGUGAUUAUCGACUCUAGUCUUUCUUUUGAAGCUCAUGUAGAUAAUAUAACUAGGAUUGCUUUCUUUCAUCUCAGAAAUAUUGCUAAAAUAAGAAAUAUAUUGUCGCUACACGAUGCAGAAAAAUUAGUUCAUGCUUUUGUUACCUCUAGGUUGGAUUAUUGUAAUGCCUUACUGUCUGGAUGUUCCAGUAGAUGCAUAAACAAGCUCCAGUUAGUCCAGAAUGCAGCAGCGAGAGUCCUUACUAGAACCAGAAGAUAUGACCACAUCACCCCUAUCUUAUCCACACUGCAUUGGCUCCCAAUCAAAUUUCGUAUUGAUUAUAAAAUACUACUAUUGACCUAUAAAGCACUAAAUGGUCUCGCGCCACAGUACCUGAGCGAACUUUUGGUCUUUUAUGAUCCGUCACGCCUACUCAGAUCAAAAGAUGCAGGCUAUUUGUUGGUACCUCGAAUAAUGCGGGCUACAGCUGGGGGUAGAGCUUUCUCAUACAAAGCCCCACAGUUAUGGAACAGCCUUCCACUUAGUGUUCGGGGCUCAGACACAGUCUCAGUGUUUAAGUCUAGGCUGAAAACAUAUUUGUUUAGUCAAGCCUUUUGUGAAUAGUUUUCUUAGGUACAGGGGCAGGUCUGGAGGGUUUCACAGGCAUAGAGUGUUGUGGUGAAAUGGGAUGUUUGGAUGCUGUCGCCCCCCCACUCUCACACGUUCACUCAGGUUUGUCGACGGUGGAGUGGCUGGCUGCCUUAUGUCCCAGGGUGCCCUCAUGUCUGUGUUAGCUUCUGGCUCUCCCUUUCAGUUAUGCUGUCAUAGCUAGUCUUGCCGGAGUCCCUGCUUGCACUCUGCAUGCAAAGUACAUCGUGCUUAACCAUUAGAGGACAAAAGCUCACCUAACAAUCUCUUCCUUUCUCUCCAUCUCUCUCUCUCCCUCACUCUCUGUCGAGCUACACAUGCUACUUCUGAGAUGCCAAUGAUGCCAGUGAUCCUGACCCCUUCUGCUCCUCCUCGCUGCCUGACCCAUCCUGAUGCCCUACUUCUGGUUGGAGUUCUCAUCGGUUGAGUUCGCUCGCUGCUGCUGGGGGUGGCCCCAUAUGGACUGCCUGAAGAACUGUUUGGAUUGCUGGGGAUGGUGCCACCUGGGGGCUGUGGAGAUGGCUUGGGGAUCACAUAUGGGGAGCUGUACUGUAAUGGCUUGGGACUGCGAUUGCUGUAGUGGCUUUGGGGCUGCAGUUGCCACGAGCAGCUUCGUACUCAGGACUCCAUCAGUGGACAGUGGAUAGAUUUUAACCAGCCGGACCUCUUGCAAAUACUGCGAUGAAUUUAUUGGUUGCACAAUUGCACUAUUUGUCCAUAUAGUACACAAUAGAAGGGAUUUAUUUAUAAUUGCACUAUCCGUUGCACCCAGAUGAGGAUGGGUUCCCUUUUGAGCCUGGUUCCUCUCAAGGUUUCUUCCUCAUAUCAUCUCGGGGAGUUUUUCCUUGCCACCGUCGCCACUGGCUUGCUCAUUAGGGAUAAAUUCACAGUGAUAAAUUUAAAUAUUUACAAUAUAUUUUUGUGAAUCCAUUUAUUUCUGUAAAGCUGCUUUGUGACAAUGUCCAUUGUUAAAAGCGCUAUACAAAUAAAAUUGAAUUGAAUUGAA
Molecule: messenger RNA, 5282 nt
Organism: Pangasianodon hypophthalmus (striped catfish)
Lineage: Eukaryota; Metazoa; Chordata; Actinopteri; Siluriformes; Pangasiidae
Exons: 1
Coding region: 272-1177 (301 amino acids)
Source: RefSeq, a predicted model, not a curated record